Limulus polyphemus (Atlantic horseshoe crab) is the source of this 2488-nucleotide messenger RNA. Its product is annotated as methylsterol monooxygenase 1-like. Gene Ontology annotation, biological process: sterol biosynthetic process. Gene Ontology annotation, molecular function: iron ion binding; C-4 methylsterol oxidase activity. NCBI's taxonomy places the organism in Eukaryota, Metazoa, Arthropoda, Merostomata, Xiphosura, Limulidae. The coding region runs from base 365 to 1501 and encodes 378 amino acids. The record is from RefSeq and is a predicted model, not a curated record. The transcript has 7 exons.
GGGUGAUACAAAAUCCAAGCCGUUGCCUGAUUCGUUCGAUAUUUGUGUCUCUCAUGAUCAAUAUCACCUGAUUUCGGCAUCCUUUGAUAAUAACUAAUAUUCUCCACAAAUGGCAUGUACUGAGCAUAUCACUGUAUGAUAAAGUGUGCCUGUCCUUAAACUAGUCAUAUUUUAUCUGCAACCUUCUAUUCAUUAGGUGAGAUUAUUAAAUUUAUUUACAUUUAUCUUGCUCGUCAACUUGAAAGAGAGUUAAAUCUAGUUUCUGCUUCUGGAGAAUCUAAAAUUACAAGAUCCAAUUUGACAUUCGACGUUUAUUUUGUUUAUUGGCCUGUUAAUGAUUGCUUUCUAAUUAUCUAAUGUUAAAAUGACAACGAAAGAAGUUAAAGAAGAUGCUUGUCAGAAGCAAGCGACGCUGGAAGAAGAAGAAAAAUAUCAUUGUUUUCAAGCUUACUUUUACAAAAUUCUUGACAAGAUUUGGUCAAUACUGCCCAACUCCUUAGGGGUAUUGGUAGCAACAAUAUUAAUAUUCUUGGCUGGUACAACCAUGCGGGGAGAUUGGUUGUUGAUUCUUGUAUAUUUCAUCAAACAAUUCGGCAAUAAUUCUUCUAAAAACGAGGAAGAUAAUUCGUCAAUUCUAGAAACGGAAGGGUUUUCAAUGGUCAAUUAUCGGCUACAGAAUGUUCACUUCUAUGUUCUUCUCUCAGCUAUCAUUUCUUAUGGCUACUAUUUUGUUCUCUGUGGAUUUCUACAGUGGUACUUUUACAUUCGGCAGAGAGACUGCCCUGAGAAAUGGAAAUGUCAGCCGAAAAAAUUCCUAAGUUGGAAAGAUGAAAAACAUGAGAUUAUACUUGGAAGCAUUUGUAUGGGAAUUGGUGCAACUAUUUCUGGGGUUAUAGCGUGCUAUAUCAUGAACGGGGGAUACAGUGCACUUUACUUUGAUUUCACUCAAUAUGGCUGGCUCUACUACUUCUUAUCCGCUCCCCUUCUUUUCAUCUAUAUGGAUAUGGCAGCCUACUAUUUCCAUCGUAUGUAUCACCUUCCAUAUCUGUACAAGCACUUCCACAAAUGGCAUCACAGAUACAAACAGCCUACCGCCUUCUCGGCUUCAGCUAUUCACCCGUUUGAGUUUGUCAACUAUCAAGUUUUAUUGGCUCUUCCCAUGUUCUUUGUUCCUAUUCACUGGUCUGUAUACAUCAGCGUCCUCUCCUACAUCUUCUACUAUGGUAUUCUGGACCAUUCAGGAAUCAAGUUGGAAGCCAUAUGGCCAUGGCAACCCAACAGCAUGUUUCACGACGACCACCAUCAGUUUUUUCACUGUAAUUUUGGAUUCAACUUGACCUUGUGGGACAAGCUUCACGGUACUUAUCGCAUCAAGAGCAGAAUAUACAAUGAAAAUACCUUCUACGGCUACGGAAAGAGCACGAAAGAUGCAAAUAAAGAAGAACUAGAAGAGCACGAGAACGUGAGGGCUAACGAAAGAAGUCUAUUGAAAGAGGAUUAACAACCUCUAAUGCCACUUGUCAAAACCUCCUUAGAUAUAUAUAGGGUGAGACAUAACGAAUCCUCCUUCCUCCACUAAAGGAAAGUAAAACUACAGCUAACAGAACAAUCCUUUCCAUGAUGACCAGUCACUAAUGUUCAGAGUUAACCACUGUUAUUAAUGCACGUGUGGCAUGAAAAAUGUCACAUCAAAUACAAAAGCAGUAUUAUCCUAAGUAUCUUUAUUGGAGGGUUCGCUAAAGCCCACUCUGUAUGCAUUAUUAUUUACUUCAAAGAUUUUGUAAUUAUAAAUAAUAUACCAGAUCAUUUCUGUCAAAAUUAACUCUUAAUUCAGAAGUGAAAAACUGAUGUUAAAGAAAAAAAACUAAUUUAACGUGAGCGUAUCUUUCAAGCGUUAUCAAAGAGUUGCAUUCUAUUACAAAAUAAAAACUACUUUGAUUAAUAAGGGCAAAAGGCCAAGUGCUCUAUCGAUUUUUGCUUUGUUAAAUUUUGGUAUGAAAAAAAAAUCAGCUUGUAUGCUUUAUCGUCUUUUUGUUGUUGUUAUCAGAUGGUAUAACCUAAGUAUCAGCAAACUUAUCACUAUUAAACUGAUAGAAUCCUCUCGAAUCUUGGAUUUUUUCUCAAAUAAAAGGUUAAUUCUUUAUUCAUAUAUAUUAUUCUAUACAUAUUUAUAUAUACUGAUUUACCAACUACCAUCUUUUGGUAAUUACAUAAAAAAAGUACUUGUGUUGAAUAGCACUAAUUUAUUACACUUACGUGUACGUGAAUUUAUCUCUAUAUAAAUAUGCUGUUAAAAUAUCGCUGAAAAGUGUCCCUGCAUUCAGAGAUAGAUGUAAAUUAGACGAUUUAUCAUUCCUUAUAUAAAAGGUUUAACCUUUAUUUAGAUAAUUCACUUUAAUAACAAUUAUGUUUAAAUUAUUACAUUUGAAAACAGAUAUAAAUGUGACAAACUGUAAUGUAGUUUAAUAAAAAACAAUUUCAUAAUUUA